This is a messenger RNA of Ostrinia furnacalis (Asian corn borer), 1406 nucleotides long. Its product is annotated as carbonic anhydrase 1. The transcript is spliced from 10 exons. Gene Ontology annotation, molecular function: carbonate dehydratase activity; zinc ion binding. The record is from RefSeq and is a predicted model, not a curated record. NCBI's taxonomy places the organism in Eukaryota, Metazoa, Arthropoda, Insecta, Lepidoptera, Crambidae. Bases 1 to 1143 code for a protein of 380 amino acids.
AUGGGGGAUAACAAGUACAAAAACCUGACCCGAGCUGACUUGGAAGGCAUCAACAACGACCGGCGGGUCCAGCCAUUGGGCACUCGCAUGGUCUACCGCUCCAAAGAAGUAGCCUCUUGCUCGCACAUGGCCUCACCGUCUCUGCUGGGACUGGCCGCUGCCAUCAUAGCCUGCUUCAGGUCUAAGAUGUCGACUACCCUUCUAGGAGCCAUGUGCAGCAUCGUCAAAACCAAAAGGAGGCUCUUGGAAAUCGUCAUCUCUACAACUUUCAAAGAACCCCUUUGGACUUAUGACGAUGAAACCAACUGGCCAGGCGUGAACUGCAAAGAGGGCGGCAAGCGGCAGUCGCCCAUCGACAUCAGGACAGCAGACGUGGUGAAGGACUACGCCAAACAGUUCAUCAAGCAUGGCCAGCUCAAGUUUACGGGGUACCACCGCGUGCUAGUGUCGGGGAUCAAUAAUGGACAUACUGUGCAAUUCAGCUCUGAGGGCGAGGAGGCGAUCCACCCGACGCUCACGGGAGGACCGUUGGAGCACCGCUACCGGCUGGAGCAACUGCACUUCCACUGGCUGUCCGAGCACUCCGUCAACGGGAUCAAGUUUCCCAUGGAAAUCCACUUCGUCCACGUGCGGUCGGAUCUCAACGUGGGGGAUGCUUUGGUCAGCAAGGAUGGACUGGCCAUCAUUUCUGUAUUUUGCAACGUCCAGGCAGAGCUGGACGACCGACAACAGCAGGCGUCGGACGAGAUCAUGCAGUACAUCCCGAAGCUCCUGGAGACCGGAGACAGGAUCAGCGGGGUCCUGAUGGACAUGACAAAGCUGCUAAGCCCGAACCAACAGUCGUACUACACGUACGCGGGCUCGCUCACGUCGCCGGAGUGCAACGAGGCCGUCAUCUGGAUCAUAUUCGACACGCCCAUCUUCCUGUCUGAUGCUGACUACCGCAUGUUCGGCAAAGUAGGGGUUGGCCGGCACAACUUCAGAUCGCUACAGAAGCUCAACCACCACGUAGUCUUCAAGCCUGUCUCCGCGUCGCUGCACACGCCGCAAAUCGUCAAACUCUUUGAUGACGUCGUCAAACUCGUCACGGACUUCUUUAGGAACGUUACUUCAUUCAUGUCAAAAGGAUUGAGGUCACGAUAGAAUAAGGUCUUCAGAAAGUAAGGAACCAGUCAGAAAACGCCAUGAGGAAGACAAGCAAUCAGUCAUAAUCGAAAUUAACUUGAAGCUUAGCUCUUACCGUAGCGGGGCUACCCCAAACAACGUUAUCCGAAGUUCCGAAAGUUUCUAUCUUUUUCACGCAAAGUGAGAUGCCUACUGGAGCAACAAUGAAAGAUAGAACCGAAACAACAUAAACGACGUCAGGUAGAUCAAUUGGGCAAAAUAUCCCUCAAAAUUACCAAGUA